CUCGCAGUACUAGUGUGAGAAGAACAAGCCACUAACUGAGUUGCUGCUUCUAGCCUAUUCAAGCGGCGGCUGAUGAGUUGGAUUUGUUGGUUUUUUUAAUCCGCAAAUUUUUCUGCAGAAGUCGGACGAAGCAAACACGACGAAUGAGCGUCACUGACUGCACUGUUUGUCUUUAUGGAUUCGCCAGGUCGGAGUUUGUUUGUAUGUGACAAAUAUCCAGGAGCUCUCGCAGUGCAGUGCAUGGAUUAACAGAGGACUCGAAUCGGGAGCGCCGUAUCAAUUUAAGUGUUAAAUUGAGGAUUACUGUUGUAUAUCCCGUGUAAACAUUUGCGGUAGAUGCGUUCCUUUUUUGCUAACUAGACGGUAACACGCUUUAAAUGUAGUUUGUUCCGGACAAGAGCAGCAAACACUUGUUGAAAUUCAAAUUCUUGAGCAAACCUUUGCCCAAGUGCCCGUGGCUAACGUUAUUAGCGACAUUUGUGCUAGCUAACGAGGCUAACUACUUUAUUUGACGUCAGUUCGCCGAUACGACUUACUUUCAGCACAUUAGUUGGGUGUUGUUGUAACCUGUCGAUGAGUUAAAAACUGCGUUUGUCAAAACUGUCGACAUGUCUCUGUCAGUGGUUUAGCUAACUUAGCUAGCCGCAGCUGUUUUUUUUUCGGCUGUUACGCUCUACGUUAUGUUAGCUAAUAGCUAACGUUAUGUCAGCGCAGUAUUCAAACAAGUGGUUGGCUGGUGAAAUGUCAAUAUUAAGCUCAGUUGUUCAGUUAAAGUUUAAACAGCACGGCAUUUUCAUAUAAAGUUAUCGGAGUUGGUUUCACAGCGGAAGCCGUCUUCAAGCGUGUUGUUUACAUCGCUAACUCAGCUAGUGACGGCGUAAGAAGACAACUUUCAUUAAUGGGAGCUUUAGCUUAGCUUCUUCAGCGACGAGCUUCGCUUGCAACAAAUUUCAUCCCGAUACUGCACGAUUGAAGUCAGUCAACUUUACCCAACGCAAACUUAUGUUAUCCAUCCAUGUGAGAUAUUUUUUCAAGCCCUCAUGGAUUCACUGAAACGUCCUGUGAAAGUGUUAAAAAGCAGACUUUAAACAUCGUCUUGCACUUUUUUUAAGUAGCUGAAGUUGUAAAACUGCGGCCCACACAAUGUCCGGAUCCCCGGGCACAGGUGGCUCAAACCCGAGGAAGUUCAGCGAAAAGAUCGCUCUGCACAACCAGAAGCAAGCAGAGGAGACGCGGGCCUUCGAGCAGCUUAUGACAGAUCUCACUGUCUCAAGGGUGCAGUUUCAGAAGAUUCAGCAGCUUCGUUUGUCACAGUCCCGGGCACAGUACUAUGGAGGCUCUCUGCCCAACGUCAAUCAGAUUGGAAAUGCCAGCGCUGACUUUCAGGGUGGCUUCCCAUCAGGACUGGACUCAGUUAGAGGGACACGUCACCAUGGAUUGGUGGAGCGGGUCCACAGGGACCGGAACCGCAUUAACUCCCCCCAUCGCCGACCCAUUGACAAGCAUGGACGGCAGAUAGAGAGCUCUCCGUAUGGAGCAGUGUACCUGUCUCCCCCACCGGACAACAACUGGAGAAGGGAACAGCAGCCAUGGCCUGAGGAAAAACGCCCUGGGUUUAGAUUAAUAUCACAACUCAACAGAACCAACUCAGACUCUGCUCUUCACACAAGCGCCAUGAACCCAAAUCCUCAGGAUCCCUUUGGCAUGAACCAGCAGAUGGGUCGAGGCCCUCCACAGCGUAAUGCCAGCGUGAAUGAGGCAGAAGUGGACGGUUCCGCAGAUGUCUUCUCCUUCCCCACGCUGCCCAAUGAGGAGAGUCUAAUAGGUGUCAGCAAGCCCCUGCCCAAGCAGCUGUGGGAGGCAAAAAAGGUCCAGUCCCUUGCGUCGCGACCCAAAUCCUGUGAAGUGCCUGGAAUCAAUAUAUUCCCAUCUCCGGAGCAGAACCCUGGCCUGUCCCACUAUCAAGGCUCAUUGAACACAGGUGGCUCUCUGCCAGACCUCAGCAACCUGCACUUCCCCUCCCCACUCUCCACCCCGCUGGACCCUGAGGACAUCAGGGGAUACCCCAACCUCAGUGGUGGCAGCAGCACUGGAAACCUGCCAGCCGCCAUGAUGCACCUGGGCAUUGGCAACUCACAAGGUCUCUCCUCCUCUCUGAGCAACCCUUCCAUCCAGGCGUCCCUCAACAAUUCACAGCUGCAUUCAUCGCUCAGCAAUCCCUCCAUCCACUCAUCCCUGCGUUUGUCCUCGCUGUCCAACCCUCCCCCAGGAGGCAUCAACAACUCUCCACGUAGACGGCCGACUCCCAUCAGCCCUCUCACCUUGUCACCUGGCUCUGAUCAGCGAAGGGGUCUAGCCAAGCAGCUGUCCCCGACCAUGUCACCCUCACUUUCCCCCAUCACACAGGGAGUGGCCUUGGAUACCAGCAACAUGCCAAUGGAGCCACCCCCACCCUAUCCACUCUACCAGCAAUCCCAGCAUGCAGUGGGCCAGCAGCAACAACGCCAGCAGCAACAACACCAGCAGCAGCACCAACACCAGCAGCACCAACACCAGCAGCAGCAACACCAGCAGCAGCAGCAGCCCGUUUCCCCUCUCCAGAACAUCCCACUGGACUUCACCACCAGCCCACACAACAACAUGGCGGCAUUCUUCAGCGACCCCUUCAUGGAACCCCAGUUUUCUAACCGCCAGGGCAAGAACCUCCCUUACCAGUUGGACCACUUCAGUCUAUUGGAAAACGCGAUGAGCUCCACAGCAGGGGGUUCUUGUUUCGACCCUUCCACCUCCUCCUCGCUCUACUGCUCCCAGGCUGCCAUCACAGGGUUGGGUGGCAGCCAUGGCAACCUGCAGGACCCCCUACAGAUGAAGUCCAACAUGCUGUACACCAACUGUAGCGGAGGGGUGCCCAACAUCAUACUCACUGAUGACUCCAACCCAAGUCUGUCAAAGGACAUCAGCAGCGCGCUGUCAGCUGUGCCAGAAUGUUUUGACUCAGAGGCAGGCUUCCCAUUGGAGGAUGAGCUGCGCAUAGAGCCCCUCAGUCUGGACGGUCUGAGCAUGCUCAGUGAUCCCGACAUGGUACUGCCAGACCCAUCAGUUGAGGAUACUUUCCGCAGCGACAGACUCUGAACAGAAAGGGUAUUACGGCUUUUAAAGGAGAAGCUGAUUUCUCUUUAACACGUAAACACAGACUUGCAGUAUAAGAGUACAAAUCUAAAUAUGCAUGCAGACAAUCUCUAUAGGGUCACUGUGCAUGCAUCCACUGCCACUAAGACUCAUUAAAUGUGAAAGACGUGAUUAACAUGCACACAGUUAUGCAUACACGCACACACACAUUUUUAAAGGAGGAGACUUGUGAACAAAUCCUGUUUACACCUGUUUGAUGCAAAGUUGCUGUCACAUGCAGUCUUUGUCAUAAUCAUCUGUAAUUAUUUUAUGGUGGGUGGGCUGGUAUAUCCUGCUAGAUGUCCACCAUGCAGACAGUGUCAGCAUUAACAGUGGAAGCAGUUCCACUUUGAAGGCUCUACUUCUCACUGUGGAGAUGCUGCAGAUCCUCCAGGUUCCUCCCUCAGAUUAACACAGCAAUCCAACAAGGUUCUUCUCCAGUGAGAGUGGAAGGCGUCCUGUUUUGUUUUGUUUUUGUCAGCCACCAGCUCACACCCCCCCAAAUGCUGCACUCACAGCCACCUGAAGCCAUGGCAACCUUAUCACCAUGGUUACACACCAUAGCAACCCCAUCAACAUCCUGAAGAGCAGCAGGAAUGUCGGCACACUGUCGACAUCAAUGACAGCAUCGUUCUGCAUUCACGUAAAUGGGAACCCAGAGCUGGUCUGCAGUACUUUUACUUUUUGUGCAACUGGUGCAGUGAAAUAAAUUGCCAGUAGAAAAACUAGCAAGCCAGUUUCCUCCAGUUGAAGUGAAAGCCAGUCAUGCCACGGCUUCUUGAACAAUCACGGUAGAAAUGAAGACUAGUGGGAUCUGUCUUUCUGUCGAGACUGUAGAUUUUUUUUUUUUUUUGGCAAUUUCUCUUUCCAUGUACACCAUCAGAUUUUUUUGUACAAAAAAUAAACAAAGAUGUUUGCCACAGAUCUAUAUAUAUAUAUAUAUAUAUAUAUAUAUAUGUAAGCCUCAAUUUCAGUCUGAUUAGAAUGUAUUUUCAAACUAGAGACAAAAAGGGCAAACUGUUUACAAAGAUUUUAAUAAGUACAAUACUAAAGAGUGUACCUUUAUGAAUUUCUGAUAAAUGAUAUAAUUCUAUGAUGUAUUGAAUAAAAGAUUUAUUUUUGCUUGCAAUUUUGAUGGAUUUUCCCCUUCCCUUGGUCACAAACGGACUUGGCCCAGAGUUGGCUGUGAUUCAGUGGCCUAGAGCCAUUUUAAGCAGAACUCUGACAGCACUGGGACGCCUAAAAACCAUGAAAAAAAAGGAUUUUUAUUUUUUAAUUGCUUCUGUUUUCAGAUCUACUUGUAUAUAUCUCCGUUACAUAAGUUUUAUUUUACAUUUUGUACUUGUAAUGCAGCUUGUUUUAAAUGUUGUGUUUUGAAUGAGGGCAGACACUGUGCUACUGUGGAUUGAUAAUUUU
Messenger RNA from Myripristis murdjan (pinecone soldierfish), 4584 nucleotides. It is a transcript of the gene crtc3, whose product is annotated as CREB regulated transcription coactivator 3. Bases 1144 to 3132 code for a protein of 662 amino acids. NCBI's taxonomy places the organism in Eukaryota, Metazoa, Chordata, Actinopteri, Holocentriformes, Holocentridae. Gene Ontology annotation, cellular component: nucleus; cytoplasm. Gene Ontology annotation, molecular function: cAMP response element binding protein binding. The transcript has 15 exons. The record is from RefSeq and is a predicted model, not a curated record. Gene Ontology annotation, biological process: positive regulation of transcription by RNA polymerase II; protein homotetramerization.